Molecule: messenger RNA, 2619 nt
Organism: Xenopus laevis (African clawed frog)
Lineage: Eukaryota; Metazoa; Chordata; Amphibia; Anura; Pipidae
Gene: ptp4a3.S
Product: protein tyrosine phosphatase type IVA, member 3 S homeolog
Exons: 9
Coding region: 1388-1909 (173 amino acids)
Biological process (GO): endothelial cell migration
Cellular component (GO): early endosome; plasma membrane
Molecular function (GO): protein tyrosine/serine/threonine phosphatase activity; hydrolase activity; protein tyrosine phosphatase activity
Source: RefSeq, a predicted model, not a curated record
AUAAUUCUCAGAAUCCUAACUGUGGGCGUGUUCGAAGGCGGGACAGAGCCGGCAGCCGUGUCAAAAGAGCUGUGGGAAAAGAAGGCGAGUCGUGAGGCAUGCUUGGGGCGGGGCUGAAGUACAAGGCGGAGCCAAGGCCGUAAGCGUACUGCGGCGUGUAAAGCUGACAGGGUGGGGUUUCCCGGAUUUCCAUCGCCGAGUGUGUGGGUGUUAGAGGGCGUGGCCAACAGGAGGUGGAGACUCCGGAAAAGGCGUGGCUGGAGGCCAGCGAGUCGGGGUGGAUGCGCGGGGAGUGUUCCAUAACCACUGGCUGAGUGCUGAGCUGCUGUCCGUCUGUCCGAGCGGUGCGACUCGUGCGGAACGGUCUGUUCAUCACAGAGAAUGUAAGGCAUUGUGGGAAAUUGAGUCUUGGCUGGAGGAGGGUUGACUUGCUGCACGAAGCCCUCUGAUCCUGCACUACUUGUGUUUGCCCGUGAUGAUGCACGUGCAGAGGAUGUGUGGAACUCCUAUUUUUCCACCUUUUCCAUAUUCUUGAAAAGGAUGACUUGUAUGCAACCAGCAAGUUCUACAUAUCCAGCUGUCUCUGUCCUUCUCCGCUGAUGUCCUGUUGUGGAGGAUUCCCAAGUGUUUUCCAAGCUCCUAACUAUAGAGAGGACGCAGAGUUUUAGGCUCCAUACCUGACCUGCGUGGCCAAACCUGGGCAUGAGAGAGUGCAGAAGGAGGCUGGUAAAUCUCCAGGGCGUGCACCUAGGAGGGUAAACUCUCAGAGCCUGGGAGUCUGCCGAGUACAUUGCAUUGAUCCAGCAGGCAAUUCUCACGCAUAUGGAGCUGCUGAAGAACAUCUUUGAAUAUUGCCACGCUCAACACUGCAGCUGCGCAUGAAGGACGUGCUGUGCCCGAGGCUUACAAUCCACAUCUCUCCCAGGCUACACCAUCAUUAAAUCCCACCGGAUCUGCUACACCACCAUUAUAUCCCUCUGCAGCCGGAUCUACUCCCAGACACUGUCCUACCUGCCUGGCCUUGCUUCUCUUUGCCUUUCCCUCCCUGCUGGAAUAUCCAUACAUUAUCCUGAUGGGGUAACGUGAUUGAGCUCAUAGCAUCACGUUCAUUUCAUUUGAACUCCUACAGGUUCCCCCUGAUGUAAGGAAGGAGGACGCUUGUCCCAGGGGAUAUUUCUAAAGACUUGCUCCACUUGCACAGAUUUCUUAUGAAGAAAACCGUUCACUACUAAGAAUUACUUCCCACACGUGGUGCUUUCACUAUAUUAUAUUUUCUUUUUGGUGCUUUUUGCUGAUACUGUACCCUUGAGAUCAAAUUUUUUUGCACAAUAUUUGUGGGUUUUUUCUAUAUAUAAACAUCACCUAUUUUUAUUGUUACUGUGUGAUCAUGGCGCGUAUCAAUCGUCCUGCCCCAGUGGAGGUUUGUUACAAGAAUAUGCGGUUCCUGAUCACCCACAAUCCUACCAAUGCCACGUUGAAUACCUUCAUUGCGGAUCUGAAGAAAUACGGUGCAACCACGGUGGUGAGGGUGUGUGAGAUUACAUACGAUAAGACGCCCCUAGAGAAGGAUGGCAUCACUGUAAUGGACUGGCCAUUCGAUGACGGGGCCCCACCUCCCAGUAAAAUUGUCGACGAUUGGUUGAAUUUACUGAAGACAAAAUUCUGUGAAGAUCCCGGCUGCUGCGUAGCUGUUCAUUGUGUGGCUGGUUUGGGAAGGGCGCCCGUCCUGGUGGCUCUUGCACUUAUCGAGAGUGGGAUGAAAUAUGAAGAUGCCAUUCAGUUUAUCAGACAGAAGCGCCGGGGAGCCAUUAACAGCAAGCAGCUGACGUACCUGGAGAAAUACCGGCCGAAGCAGCGGCUACGAUUCAAGGAUCCCCACAAUCACAAGAACAAAUGCUGCAUCAUGUAACCCCCGUGGUGCCUUGCCAAAGCACAUCCACCCAGGCACUUCUCCUCCUAAACACAGGGUUUUUACUAUGAAGUCGCUGAACUGUGUCAACCCAUCAACUGCCUCCUCCUUCUCACCAAUGUCGUACAAAUAAAGGAUAAGACUGUGCGCGACUGCUAAAACUAUUUUUGUUUUUUAAUAAGGCUCCGAUUUAUAGAAGGUUUAUCACUAUUCCAUGAAGAAGAACCCAGACUGAGCCUGAGGGGGUGGAGGGGAUGCAGUCAUUUCCUUUUUCUAUAAAUAUAUAUCUUUUCUUGUUAACGAUUUUUCGAGGGCUUUGUUACGCGUUUGCGGAGUCAGGAUCUAGUGUAUUUCCUAGUGGUAAGUUUUUGGAACCAGUGUAAGAUUAGGAUUUGUUCUUGUGCCGUGCUCCUUGUCUUACCAUCCCACCACCCCCAGCCAAUCAUCCGCUUGCAUCCAUUGCAUUACAGUCGGCCGAAGUCACGAAAACCCUGGGCUUGGCAACUGCCCAAGCCUCUUAUUGUUUCACACGCCUAUAAGAAACCAAAACUGGGAUUUCCAGGUAUCUUGUUUCUGAAAAGAACUUUUGUGUGUGUCAUAAUGCGAUAGUCACUGUUGGUACAACCCCUGUGCAAGAGAAGCUUUGUGGGUUUUUUAUUCUGAAAUAAAAUGGGUGUUAACGGAGCAUGCCUAUUGCCUUUAAGGGGGAA